AUGGCGAUAUCGUGCGAUGGCGUGCUUGAAGGAUGCGAUGGCGUCAGGCUGUUCCUCAUCGAAAACGGCCGCGCCGCUUUCGAGUAUCUGUACCAGUUCGUCCUGCCAGACUUUGGUGGAGAUCUCGUCGAUGUUGUGCAAGUUGCCAACACCUGCCUCAAUGACAAGAAUGCUGAUGUUGAGGUUCUCAGCGCUCAGGCAACCAGCAACAGUGUUACCGCGCCGCUCAAGGCGCUCUACAACUGGCGGCUGUCAGCGGCCCAUAAGGCAGGCGUCGCCGCCUUUAGCGAUGCUGUCACGAACACCGCCAAGGCUAGUCAGACGGCGGGCAGGUUCUACGAGUUUCCUGAGAUCGUGGACAACCAGAAGAGGAAGACGCUCGAGAUCUUCAGGAAGAAGGCGCAGGAGAGCACUACCAACACCAAGUGCUUCAAGGACAGGACACUAUUCCCUCCCUCUUCCCCCGUUCCCCCUUGA
Messenger RNA from Phialemonium atrogriseum, 477 nucleotides. RefSeq lists its product as uncharacterized. Bases 1 to 477 code for a protein of 158 amino acids. The record is from RefSeq and is a predicted model, not a curated record. The transcript has 4 exons. Lineage: Eukaryota; Fungi; Ascomycota; Sordariomycetes; Cephalothecales; Cephalothecaceae.